AUGGGUACCAAGCAUGUUAUCUUCCAGUCCUUUAGCAUUUCUGCACUAUCCAGUGAUCUGUUAAAGUUUUACAUUGGUGCUCUACCAGAGCACACUGGCCUAUAUUAUAUUAAAGGGGGAAUACCUGCUAUAGUGACUCUCAUUAUUUUGCUCAGUAAAGGUUAUGGAAAAUAUGAAGUCAAAACCAGUCAAAGUGACAAGAAAACAUCUAUGUGCUGGAUAGUAAUUCCUAUCAUCCAUUAUGUGACAAAUAUUGGGUAUUUUGGAAUUAUAUUCAUUUUUAAUAUCAUCAUGUUCAUUGUAGUGAUGCAAAAGGCAAAGCGAGUAACAUCAGAAAAGCAGAAAAACGUUAUGAAGAAAUCGUGUGCGAUAGUGGGGCUGACUAGUAUCUUAGGAAUAAUAUGGGGUCUGACCUUCUUUUCCUUUGGACACAUGCUCCUCCCACAGAUAUAUCUAUUUACUAUAUUAAAUUCUUUACAAGGUUUUUUCAUACUGCUGUGGUCAUGUCAUCUGAGACAUCAGACAGGCACAACAUCAUCAACCAAUAGCACAAACCAGACAAGUGUUAGUAAAUAAAUAAUGGCAUGGCCCACUUUGAUAUUGAAGACACACAAAGGACCAAAGGCAUUGUGGAUUUUCUAUGUUGUCAAUGCAUUAAUAAGUAUAACUAACUUUUGUACAUCUAUGUUUUAUACAAAAUCAAGAGCUUGAAUUGUUUUAAAAUAGCUUGUCCUAUAGUCUUGUAUUAGAAGCCAAUGCAAAUAUCUACAGAAAUGAUAUUAAACUAAAGUUAAAUUGUCUGCAGUUGUAACCAUAAUGAUCUGAUCAGAAAACAGAGAUGAUAAAAAAUUUAUGCUCUUCUAAGAAAAACUAUACCAUUGUUUAUGCUUUUGCCACUUGAACACAAAGUUUUCAAGAUCACUCAAUGGCAAUGGGAGUGAGAAAAAAUAAAUAAAACUAUUCAUAUGUUUAUAUAAACAUUGUUAACAGAAAUAUGCUUUUAAACCAGAGCAAAUUUAUUUACUUAUUGCAAUCAGUUGUAUUUUAAUUUUUUUCUGAUUUGUGCUUACUUUAGUAUACUGCACAUAUUUGUGAAAUAAAUGUAUUUUCUAGUUUGGGAAAAGUCUUUAAAUCUUAGUGCAGCAAACACAUUUGCACGCAGUUGUGGUCACUGUUUCUGGAAUAUUUCCUAUCAGAAAAAUGUUUUAGUUGCAACAUUAAGCUACAAAGAUAUGAAUGUUGAUAAAUAUGUCGGUUGCAUAUACAGGCAUAAUUACUGGGAGGAACUGACACUUCAUAUAUAUGCACUGAAAAAUAUUUCUUUUACACAAAUUUUAAAACAUCAAGAUCAGGUGUUCUUAGAAAGCUAACAAAGAAAAGAAACACACGUGAUUAAUGAUUGGAAUUAAAUAUUGCAUGUUUUAUUCUUUCUUGUUUCUUUGUUGUAGCUUUAUCUUUAUUAAUCAUCCAGCUGUCUGUCUUACUGUUGUGUUUAGAGGAAGUGGUAGUAUGCUACCUAG
Protopterus annectens (West African lungfish) is the source of this 1520-nucleotide messenger RNA. RefSeq names its product adhesion G-protein coupled receptor G5-like. The transcript has 4 exons. Gene Ontology annotation, molecular function: G protein-coupled receptor activity. Gene Ontology annotation, cellular component: membrane. The record is from RefSeq and is a predicted model, not a curated record. The coding region runs from base 1 to 576 and encodes 191 amino acids. NCBI's taxonomy places the organism in Eukaryota, Metazoa, Chordata, Ceratodontiformes, Protopteridae. Gene Ontology annotation, biological process: adenylate cyclase-activating G protein-coupled receptor signaling pathway.